This is a messenger RNA of Diabrotica balteata, 624 nucleotides long. Lineage: Eukaryota; Metazoa; Arthropoda; Insecta; Coleoptera; Chrysomelidae. The record is from the annotation of a GenBank genome assembly.
AUGAUUUUGAUCGUCAAAGAAUCCCAUGAGCAUGGUCGUUGCAAUCAUAACUGUUUCGGACCAGUAACAAAACUCAAAAUAUACAAUGAACUAUCACAUGGGUAUCUUCACGUCAAUGGUUCCAACGUAGUAACAACAGAUGAAUCAGAUGGUAUUUUAUAUAAAAUUUCGUCAGGACGAAAUUUUUACUUGUAUGAUAUGAGGGCGGAAAAAUUUAUUUGUUGGCGAAGACAAAGACCCCGCGCGACGAGGGAAUUACGCAACAAAGCACGACAUAGAAUGCACAGCCCUUUAAUAGCAAGGAAAAUCAGCAAUUUAAACUGUCGAUUUCAAGACCUGGUUGCAGACGGUGGUGUAGGCUACGUAAACCUUGCCCCAGCUUUCAACCGCAGCCUGCUAAUGAAAUUCAACAGUCGAGGAAGAUUUGUUACCCAAGAAUGCACCCCCUCUACGAAGGAGGUUCGAAAAAGGCAUCUUUGUGCCAAACAAACGAAUUUUCUUAUCGACGACGGAGAUGCUUGCGAAUGCCACGAAGCAGAACGCCACUUCUGCAGGGCUAAGUUUGCAAAAAUGAAAGAAUUCAGAAGCGUUUGCAAAACAAGUAAUAGAAUUAAUGGUUUGUAG